Molecule: messenger RNA, 4110 nt
Organism: Letharia columbiana
Lineage: Eukaryota; Fungi; Ascomycota; Lecanoromycetes; Lecanorales; Parmeliaceae
Exons: 5
Coding region: 1-4110 (1369 amino acids)
Source: RefSeq, a predicted model, not a curated record
AUGUCACUUAAUGGCUUGGAAGCCACCGACGUCAAUGAUGCCCACCAGGCUGCCCUCGGUGAAGGUGGAGGAUGGUUCCUGCUCAAGUAUCUUAGUCGAGAUGAGGUGGGCUUGUUAGAAAAGGGAAACGGCGGUCUCGCGGAAUUGGAAGAUGUGGUCACUCGCUAUGUGGAGCAGUCGCCCCUGUAUGGCUUCAUACAAUAUCGAAGGAGGAAGGUGAUACUCAAGUACAUACCGGACGGGACAUCACGACUGCUGCAAGGUAAACCCCUUCAUUUUCAGUGGUCACAAUUUCUUCACCAGGCUAAGAAGAAGACAGCUCGUGUAACUGUUCAAUUCCAGUCGGUCAUCGAGAAGCUCUCCCCUCAUGAUACAAUAUUUUCCUUUGCCCAUUCAGCGGAUCUGAGAGACUCCACCCUCUCCUCGGCGUGUUCACUGCAUACUGCUACCGAGUCAAUCAAAUCUUCGAAUGAUUCACUCCCUCAAAGCGGCCUGGCAGAAAUAACGGAGGAUGCAUCAGAUUGUCGGGUUAAUGCUGUCGAGGGUGGAGUGGUACAUGGUGAUACCGCAAGAGCCGAAGAGCGAUCUCCAGGUGCAGAAUAUACCCAAACACUGCCUGAGAAAGUGAAUGGAUUCACUGGCGCGGAUCGUAUUCACCACAGAUCCACGUCGGCUACAACACAGAGUUCGUUCCGCCCACGUACUACUAGUAAUACAGACAAGCCGCUCCCACCACCACCUGGAGAACACACUCGCGAGGACACAGGCCCCAGCCCUAUCCUCGACUCCGGUGAUUGCAACAAAAGGCCUAGCAUGGAUGGACGAUUUUCUUCAAAUUCGACUCGCCCAAGCACAAGAGAUCUAUACGACGCGUACGGAUACAAAAAAAAGGCAAAAAUGGGACCACGACCUUCGACUGACUCUGCUGGAGCGCCAAACAAUUUAGAUUCUCCAUCCAAUGAUUUUCGACCGGUGUCAUCACUACCUGCAGGCCUUCGCAUGCCAUCACGCAAAGCCGUCCCGGCCAGACCAGGUUCUCGGCAAGCUCAGGCGAGCGCUCCAACCCAGACCAACUCUCCGGUUACAUCCAGUCCUCCAGCUCAGGCAACUUCCCCAGCCAUGAUGACACCAAAAAAAGCUCCUACCGCGCCGGUAGCCUCCAUCCGUGUACCUGAGCGGAAUCUUUAUACGCCGAACGAUGGAUUGAGGGCACUGAAGAUGCCUGAGCCGGCAUCACCAAAGAUGACACCUGAAAAGCAAAGACUGAUGAAGGCUCUACAGCUGCGGCAGAAGCAAAUAGCAACGCGAUAUACCGUUAAUAGCUUCGGCAGUAAGAGUGUGUCUGAGGAGCCGGAGUUCACCAAACCGGAGAUUGACGAUAGUAUCAUUCGUGCAGUAAUCGAUGCAUCUAACUCAACAGAGGGGCCCGAGCCCGUCCAAAUUACUACCAAAGACAUUGCCAGGGAGGACUCUCGUCAUCUUGAGGACUCGCCAGUAUCAAUGCCGGGGACGGCCGAAGAACCGUCAACACAGGCUUCAUCGAUUACAGAUGAGGAAGAAGCCUUAGCGCAAAAACGACAAGAAAAUCUUGCAGCCUCGAUACCUACAAUAUCAGAACACCAAGACCUGCUCUCCGAAAACUUGGCUGAGAACACUCAUCCCCAAUUGAUUGGCAGCCAGGGGGUAAUGCCAGAAGACAUCAAGAAAAACGCACUGAGGAAAGCUGCUUCGAUCGAGAGCCUCAAAGAUCGAAGCCAGCCUUCUGCGCCUACGCGAUCCGAUCUUUUCAUAGCAGACAAGGAUAUGGCGGAGCAGAAAGCGAUGGGCAAGGAAGUUCCAAAGUCCGGACAUUUUGAUCAGCCAACCGUCACGAGUAAACAAUCUCUGAAUGAGGAGAAGAUUGUGACAGCUAGAGAAACCAAUGGGGACAAGCAGCUCUCGCCGAGCCCAUCUUUGGAAGUCCAGGAACCAAAAGAUCAGUCCAGGGCUGGUGAUGGGCCUCCUUCAGUCGAUCGAAGAAUUAGGUCUACGGCAGAAAUCGAUGAGAACAAGGGCUUCCAGCAAGGCGAACCGCUAGCAGUCCAUGACAAGGCAGCCUACACAGGAGAAGUAUCUGAGCAUGAAGACAUUCUACAAAGCCAACCUCUAGAACACGACCAGAGGGUUUGCUCUGCUCCGAAUACGGAUGAUCACACGCCAGUCUUGCAAAGUCAAUCCGAAAAAGGCCAUAGCCAGUCACUUGAGCACCCAGCCCGGAGCUCCGACGAACUCGUGCUUCGAGAAGCCCAGAACGACAUUGUCAAACCCUUGCUCGUAAGACGGUCUUCCUCCUCCAAAUCCAUUACUGUUCCCUCCGAUAGUGUCGAUGCCCACGAAGUCCCACUACCGCCCAUUGAUGAGGAUGAAGAAAUCAGUCUCAGCCCCCAACGAGCUCUAUUCCUAGAGCAAGCUAAUACGCAUCCUCUUGAUAUUGAUGGCGAAUCAAAAGCCACAAGACAACAGUCUAGAAUACCGUCCCAGGAUAGCAACCACUCGAGUAAACAGCCUUCAACCUCAAAUGGUGUGGGCGAAAGGCAGACAGAGAGGCAAUUCCGGAGCCAAGGGGUGAUCAAUCCCAUCAAACGAGUGUCCAGCCCAGAUCAAUCGGACGACCCUUUCCUCUCAGAUGAUUCCUUCAUGGAAGAGCUCAAAAGCGCUACGCUGCAAGAAGCCAAGCCUGUCUCUGUUUCGAAAUCUCCUAUCAAGCCUGUGUUUUCAAGAUCUGAAAGUGAGCAAAGAUUGAACGGAUCUGCUCGGGGUUCUCGAAGCGUAUCGACACCUGUUGAUAACUCCGCCAAGGACGAAGAAGUUUUCUCUUCACUGCGACUGCCGACACCUCGAUCGACGUCUAGAUCAUUUUCGGCGCAGCAUGCGCCACGUCCUGAUUUGCAGCAGUCACAGGUACCAAUCUCCAAGAAGAUUGGCGUGUCAUCAAGUAUCUCGCAACGGAUUAAAGCACUUGAGCAACUUUCAAGUCGCCCAACAAGCCCUAUAUCGCCAAACCUAGCUCCUAAUACAUCUACUUUCCUUGGUUUGCGCAAGACUUCACUCCGGACUCCCUCGGGUGAUUCGGACUAUAAGAACAGCAACAUCAAUAAAAGUCGUCCUAGUACAGCAUAUCCUUCGCCUUCACCAUCUCCAGAACCCUUCAACUCGAGUCUAUACAAUCACGCGAACAAAGCUGAUUACUCGCGUUCGAUCAAAUCAGUGACCGCCCCAAUCGUUCGUGAAGUAAGGGACAAGUCGCCUGAAAAUCCAUCUAACCCGUCUGAGCCACGUCACCUGGACGUUGAAGAAAGGCCUCUCCAACGGGAGCGCCAAAAGAGUCCACCACCUGCAGAGCACAAAAGCAUGGGACCUCCACCGCUUUCGCCUUUAAAGCCGCCGAGGCCUAGGUUUGGCCGAUACUCUUCCACGCGCUCAGGAUCCUCUUCAAGCAAUGAGCAAAAGCUCGAGCCUCCGCAGACCACACGACGAGACUCUUUUGCCAGUAUUCGCUCUAAGUCGAGUCGUGCAGGGAGCGAAGUCGAGCUGCCACGCACAAUCAGCGAUUCUUCUCUAAGCGGCGUGGCCAGUCUGGAUGGUACUCAAGAUGAGAAGAAAGACUCGAGGCGGAGUCGGUUGUUGAAGCGCAUGUCGAGCAUCUCAUCCAUGUCUCGGAGAAGUAUUGCCCAUGCACUUAGUCCUGGUCCGAAGGAAGCCCCUAUAAUUGAGCGUCAAGAGCCCGUCCAAGAGGCACCUUCCACUUCUGUGGAUGUUGGAGAUGUGAACGUCCAAUUCCCUGACAACUUGCUUUGGAAGAGACGACACAUGCUCAUCGAUGCGCACGGCGUUCUCGUCCUUUCAGCAUCCAAAUCAGAUAACAAUUCAAAGAUCAUCACCAAACGAUAUCCCCUUUCCGAUUUCCGUGCUCCAUAUAUACCAGAUCAAGACCGACAGGAGUUACCCAACAGUGUUGUCCUCGACUUCAAGGAUGGCAGUACAUUGCAAUGCGCCUGUGAGCAUCUUCAGGGCCAAGCGGGAGUCUUGAAAGCUCUCAGGCACGCAUAUUCUACACACCAAUCGCAGUAA